CGGUGUCCCGGGAACAUGGCGGCCGCUCCCGCCGUCGCUUCCGGCUCUGCUCGCAGCCUGACGUGGCGCUGCGGUUCGUAAUGACCGCUGAUAGCGCGCGAGGCGGACCUGUUGUUGCGCCGAGCAGCUGUCGGUGUGACACACCCCGGGGGAAUGUUUAGCUGAAACACGCCUGGCGCGGGGCUCGCUGGGAGGCAGCCAGUCUUCUCCAAGACGCUCAGCCGGACACAGCUCCGCCGCAGCGGGAGGCACGGCACGGCACGGCACGGCAGCACCGGGAGACCGCCGUCCAGCAGGGACCGGGGCUCCACCGCUUCCCCGCACCUCAGCGGAAGUCCCGCUAAUUGAAUCCAUUCGCCCGCCGUGAGAGCCCCCCCCCCCCGCCCCCCCUCCGCCCCCCGAUCAGCCGGGAGACGCUGCUAGCAGCAUUAGCCUAGCUAGCCGAGCUAGCCUAGCCUAGCCUAGCUCAGCCGCCGGAGCGGCGCCUCGGACAUGCGGCUGAAGGUGGGCUUCCUCCUGCGGAGUCUGCUCGUCGUCGGCACGUUCCUCGGCCUGGUGGUCCUCUGGUCCUCGCUGUCCCCGAAGCCCCGCGAUGAGAGCCCGUUCGGGAGGAAGGACGGGCCGGCGCCCCCUGGAGGACCGCUGCAGGACCAGUUCCGGCCCGUGGUGCCCUGGCCUCAGGUGGAGGGCGUGGAGGUGGACCUGGACGCCAUCAGGCUGAAGCAGGAGGUCAAGCCGGAGGAGGCGCGGCAGCAGCAGGUGAUCGGGCAGCAGUACGCCACCUUCAGGCCGCACACGCACGCCUACGACGCCCCCGUACUGAAGCAAGGUAUCCUGGGAAACUGCGAGCCCCAGGAACCCGAGCCCCACGGGGUCCCCGGAGGUCCCGGCGAGGACGGCAAGGCCCUGGUCCUCGGUCCCGAGUACAAAGACGCCGUCCAGGCGUCCAUCAAGGAGUUCGGCUUCAACAUGGUGGCCAGCGACAUGAUCUCCCUGGACCGCAGCAUCUCCGACCUCCGCCACGGACAGUGUAAGUACUGGCAUUACGACGACAGGCUGCUGACGUCCAGCGUGGUGAUCGUCUUCCACAACGAGGGCUGGUCCACCCUGAUGAGGACGGUCCACAGCGUCAUCAAGAGGACGCCCCGGAGGUACCUGGCCGAGAUCGUCAUGAUCGACGACUUCAGCAACAAGGAGCACCUGAAGGAGCGCCUGGAGACGUACGUCCAGCAGUGGAACGGUCUGGUCAAGGUCUUCCGGAACGACAAGAGGGAGGGACUGAUCCAGGCCCGGAGCAUCGGCGCCAAGAAGGCCACCAAAGGACAGGUGUUGAUUUACCUGGACGCUCACUGUGAGGUCGGAGUCAACUGGUACCCCCCCCUGGUGGCCCCCAUCUCCAGAGACAGGACCGUAUGCACCGUCCCUCUGAUAGACUAUAUCGAUGGUAAUGAGUACAGUAUGGAGCCCCAGCAGGGGGGCGACGAGGACGGCCUGGCCCGGGGGGCGUGGGACUGGAGCCUGCUGUGGAAGAGGGUUCCUCUGAGCCCCAGAGAGAAGGCCCAGAGAGAACACACCACCAUGCCUUACCGGUCUCCGGCCAUGGCCGGGGGCCUCUUCGCCAUCGAGAGAGACUUCUUCUUCGAGCUGGGCCUGUACGACCCCGGCCUGCAGAUUUGGGGGGGAGAGAACUUCGAGAUUUCCUACAAGAUCUGGCAGUGUGGCGGCCAGCUGCUCUUUGUGCCUUGCUCGAGAGUCGGUCACAUUUACAGACUUCAUGGAUGGCAGGGGAAUCCUCCGCCGGCACACGUCGGCUCCUCGCCCACGCUGAAGAACUACGUCCGGGUGGUGGAGGUGUGGUGGGACGAGUAUAAGGACUACUUCUACGCCAGCCGCCCGGAGACUCUCACUCUGGCCUACGGAGACAUCGGCGCUCUCAAACGCUUCAGAGAGGAGCAUCGCUGCAAGAGCUUCAAGUGGUUCAUGGAGGAAAUCGCCUACGACAUACCACUGCACUACCCCCUCCCCCCCAAGAACGUAGAGUGGGGAGAGAUUCGAGGCUUGGAGACGUUUUACUGCAUCGACAGUAUGGGACACACUAAUGGAGGCAAUGUGGAGACAGGACCCUGCCACCGGAUGGGAGGGAACCAGCUGUUCCGUAUCAACGAGGCCAACCAGCUGAUGCAGUACGACCAGUGUCUGACCAGAGUGGCGGACAACUCGGUCAUCAUCACACACUGCGAGCACAAGCAGCACAACGAGUGGAAGUACUUCAAGGACCUCCAUCGCUUCACCCACAUCCCAACAGGGAAGUGCCUGGACCGCUCCGACCUGCUGCACAAGGUGUUCGUGUCGGAGUGCGACGGCAGCCGGAGCAGCCAGCGCUGGGAGAUGAACAACAUCAUGGCCGUGUGAGGGGGCGGGGCCGUCACACCCAGACUCCGCCUCCUCUGCCCGGCAGCCAAUCGGCCGGCAGCUGAUUCUCUCGCCUACCAAAGUGCCCAUUUGAUUGGUGGAGGAUCCGACCGCAGCAUGAAGGCUGCUGGAGGGAUUCCAGAGGAUUCCAGAGGAUUCCGGAGGAUUCCAGAGGAUUCCAGAGGAUUCCAGAGGAUUCCAGAGGAUUCCAGGGUUCAGGCUGAAAACCAGCGGGUGGAGUCGGAGCUCCUCCUCUUCCUCCUCCUCUUCCUCCUCCUCUUCCUCCUCCUCCACCCUGGUUCUCUGAUCAACGCUCAACCAAUCAAUAACCAAUCAGUAAUCAUGUCGUUCUGGACGUUCCAGAUGUUCUGAUCUUUUUGAAACGGUGUGAAAAACAAACGUCAGCGGCUGAACGGAGAGAGAGAGAGGGAGAGAGAGAGCUGAAGAAAGGCUCCUCCUCCUCUGCUGUUCUUCCUCUCCACUUCCUGCUUUCUGGACUUCUGUGGAGCUCUGUGCUCUUCCUGUCCUCUUCCUGUCCUCUUCCUGUCCUUUCAUUUAAAAUGGACAAACUCCGUGGCUGUAGUUCCGGUUCCCGCCACCAGGCAGCGUCCCGUCGUCUCUGACGCUGUCAGGAGGAGCAUGGCUCUGCUCCGUCAGGGUGGAGGAAGGGUGGAGGACACUGGACGGUGGACGGUUGGACAGCUCAUGGAGAAGAAACACUCCUUCCUUCUCUCUCUCUCUCUCUCUCUCUCUCUCUCUCUCUCUCUCUCUCUCUCUCUCUCUCUCUCUCUCUCUGGAUUCUGGAGGAAUCCGGUAGUCGACCACUUUCUGUGAGGAGCCUGGACUUCAGGGGCGGGGUUCCUGGGGUUCUGGACUUCAGGGGUGGGGUUCUUGGGGUUCCUGGUCUUCAGGGACAGGGUUCUUGGGGUUCUUGGGGUUCCUGGUCUUCAGGGACCGGGUUCUUGGGGUUCCUGGACUGCCAGGCCGACGUGGGGCGGGUGUUUUCCAGGGAAGCGGGUUUUCGCGGUGAUGCUGAUCAUGGAUGGAUGUUUUGUACGAUGUAAAUAAUUUGUACGGUGACGGCGCCGCCGGCGGAGGAGCGGAUGUAAAUAUCUAACUUAUGGCAGAGUCUAAUGAUGUGGGCCGGACCGGGGGCGGACCAGACCAAUAAAGACCCACUUUUACUACC
Messenger RNA from Salarias fasciatus (jewelled blenny), 3601 nucleotides. It is a transcript of the gene galnt7, whose product is annotated as UDP-N-acetyl-alpha-D-galactosamine: polypeptide N-acetylgalactosaminyltransferase 7. The record is from RefSeq and is a predicted model, not a curated record. The coding region runs from base 493 to 2412 and encodes 639 amino acids. The transcript is spliced from 15 exons. Lineage: Eukaryota; Metazoa; Chordata; Actinopteri; Blenniiformes; Blenniidae. Gene Ontology annotation, cellular component: Golgi apparatus. Gene Ontology annotation, molecular function: polypeptide N-acetylgalactosaminyltransferase activity. Gene Ontology annotation, biological process: protein O-linked glycosylation.